Molecule: messenger RNA, 1944 nt
Organism: Fusarium subglutinans
Lineage: Eukaryota; Fungi; Ascomycota; Sordariomycetes; Hypocreales; Nectriaceae
Exons: 4
Coding region: 1-1944 (647 amino acids)
Source: RefSeq, a predicted model, not a curated record
AUGUACCUUCGCAAGAAGCCUGACCCUCCGACAGUCGGCUGCUACCCGGGCCUCGGCAUGAAUCUUCGCUAUCAUGAUUGUCACCACAAAGGCGAAAUGUAUCCAAUUGGAAUUCACUAUAACUCACCCGGGGUUGAAUCCGAUAUGUUGCUUGUGCGGGAGGCUGCCAUGAUGAUUGUGAUGAAUCAAUUGACAGAUAAGCCUAAUUGGCACAUAAAGGUUUUUGAUGAGACCAUCGCCGAGAAAUGGAUUAAAGAAGCCCUUGCGCUUCCAGUUGAUCCUUUAUACGAUGAGAUUGUACAGAACCAAAACCCAGGAUUCAGAUCUGGCCACAAAUAUGGCCCCGAUAGACUCAAGUACAUCCUAGAUCGGGGCUGUCUUGAAUAUUGUAUCAAAGAGCUCCGUGUCAAGGCUAAAUUCUUUGAGAAAACUGGUCUCAUACCAGCUUUGGAUGCAAACGCAACGGUCAUCAAAUCCGACACGUUCAUCGACGAGAGUCUCCAUGAGCGCCUUCGGGACGACUUUGCGAAGCUAAAAGAAGAACAAAAAGACAACCCAGAUUGGCAUCCUCGCAGCUACGACUUGGUACAGAACCUUGUGCACCCAUCUCUAUACCCCCUUGUCUAUGGUCGUUCCCGAGUAUUUCGCGACGAGGUUGUCGGUGUCGAAGAUGCCAUCGAAAAAUGGAGUGGCAAAGGAGAAGUCAUACCGAAGAAACCUGCUGAUGUCCCAGAGGAAUACGAUGGACGCUACGAAAUGUUUGGCAGGAAAACCCAUGAAUUGUUUUGGUCCGAUACGUAUCAGUGGCUUCCGUCUAACGUCAAGCUCAUGGAUGAUGGGACUGUCAAAUUGACGAGCUACAUCAACAACCUUCAUCCCAAGCACCGCAAUAUAUAUGAGACAGUGGAGAAACUCAUCGAAAGAGCUCUUCCGGCCUGGGAUCACAGUGUGUCGUUUCUGAGGGACUGGAACAUCGUCUCCGCUGGACGGACCGAGGCUCGCUUCCCGCGCCCUGAAAACCCCGACGACGAAAACGAGGCGAACUGGACCCCGCCGAUCGAUGACUGGACGCCCCAUGACGCAGGUGAAGUCGAAUAUGAAGACGUCAUCAGAGACGGAUAUGGGAAGCUCCUGUACAACACCCGCAAGCUAGACGCCUGGGAGAAGAUCAGAGAGCCUGUUCAGCCUGAGGCGCCAGAGUUUAAAGCCUGGGACUAUGGUGUCAAGCCAGGAACGUCAUUGCGCGAGCGCUUCAAGGAUCUCCAAGUCAUCGUCAAGAUGGCCUCAAUCGAGCUCACCCCAGACAUGCCUGUGUUCCCUCCUGGAGGGUGGCACGUCGAAGGUCAAAUGAACGAACAUAUCGUUGGCACAGCUCUUUACUACCUCGAUUCUGAGAACGUGAAGCCAAGUCAUCUGCAAUUCCGUAUGCAGACCGAUCAUUAUCAAGAGGACUGGAACGUAGGACAGGAAGCCUACGGAUGGAUGGAGCAGGUUUAUGGUACAAGAUUGAACGGCGGUGAUUGUCUACAGCGAUAUGGAAAGAUUGAGACGAAGCAGGGUAGGUUGUUGGCGUUCCCUAAUGUUUUCCACCACAGAGUUUCACAUGUGGAGUUGGACGAUAUGAGCAAACCGGGCCAUCGACGAUUUAUAGCACUUUGGCUCAUUGAUCCGAGGACAAGGAUCAUCAAUACGGGCAACGUACCGCCUCAGCAGAAGAGUUGGUGGAUGGAGGCUACGUUUGGGGGCUUGAGUGGUGAUAACGCCACUAAAAUUCCGAACGCAGUUGCGAAACUGGUAGCUCAAGGAGAGCCAGAGAAUCCUGGGUUGAAGGCUGCGGCAGAGAGUGGUAAGCCUCUUCCGGCGGAACUGGUGAGCAUGGUGGAGUCUGAGGCAGAGGAUCAACAAUGCCAAUGUCAUUGGAAGAGGCGAAGGGGCAUCGCCUGA